UGUAAAACGUUUUGUUCUAUGYAGAUUUUAGUCUAUCUCUGUUUCGAUGGAACCAGUGAUUGGAUUUUUAGAGAAUGAAGAGUAUACAGAUGAUUAUGAUGAGUCUAAGCUGCCGUGCUCUGGAUUGGAAUACUUGAGAAGAGUUCAACAAGAAGCAACRGAAUGUCCUGAUGUCGUGGUUGCUGAUAUAAGGAAUAAAAAGCAUUCAAAACAAACAGUUGAUAUAAAGACCAACAAUCUUCCAGUUCCUCCUGGUGCCACACCAUCAUAUAAAUGGCAGAUGCAACAAACAGCUGAUUUUGCCGACAUUAGACAGAAAAUUGCUCGUUUUCAAGCAAAAAAUAAAAAGACGUCAAACCAAUGUGAUGUUACUCUGCCCAAUAAAAAUGAUGAACAGCAGUGGCGUUUGUUUUGCCUUGGUAGAUCUUAUGGAUGCGAAAGGAAUUCAACAGAAAUUGAUUCUUCAGAAUCUAACUCUACAAUAAUGGAUUCACAGGAUGGAGCUUUGCCACUGUCAAGCAUAUUAUUUAGAAUGAAUCAGGUGACAGUCCAACAAGUUCUKGAGUACCAUGUAAACUGGCUGGAACAGGAAACAUAUUCACACGUCCAGGGACGCUGGCUGUAUUCACUACUGGCUUGCCUGGAGAAACCUUUGUUGCCUGAGACUGUAUCCCUUCUACGGACUUUAGCDAGACACUGCGCACAGCAUCGAAUGAAGGAGGUAGAGAAAAAUUCUGAUGAUGAUGAACUAGUAGUUUCACUUAACCUGAUCAUCACCCUUGUUACAAGGUAUUUUGGGCAGACWGAUCUGGCUGAUCCUGGUUGAUGAUAAUUAUUGUCAUUUUCCAGAGUGCCACAGUGUUAAAUAGGCUUUUUGUUCAGAGCCAUGUAUGAAUUUUAAGCUAAACAUUCAUGACAAGACAACCACAAAAUAUCAUUAUAAGAUACUUUACUCAAAAUACCAAAUAAAUUAUUGUUAACAUUAA
Messenger RNA from Exaiptasia diaphana, 986 nucleotides. RefSeq names its product gem-associated protein 2. The transcript is spliced from 11 exons. NCBI's taxonomy places the organism in Eukaryota, Metazoa, Cnidaria, Anthozoa, Actiniaria, Aiptasiidae. The coding region runs from base 47 to 826 and encodes 259 amino acids. Gene Ontology annotation, biological process: spliceosomal complex assembly; spliceosomal snRNP assembly. Gene Ontology annotation, cellular component: nucleus; SMN complex; spliceosomal complex. The record is from RefSeq and is a predicted model, not a curated record.